Molecule: messenger RNA, 1794 nt
Organism: Penicillium lagena
Lineage: Eukaryota; Fungi; Ascomycota; Eurotiomycetes; Eurotiales; Aspergillaceae
Product: MDR family MFS transporter
Exons: 3
Coding region: 1-1794 (597 amino acids)
Biological process (GO): transmembrane transport
Molecular function (GO): transmembrane transporter activity
Source: RefSeq, a predicted model, not a curated record
AUGGCUCGCUCGGUAUCAUCAGUAAGCGACCACGGAAGCCAGACUGAACAGCCCAAUGAUGUCGACUCCCUGAAGUCCGAUAUUGAAAAGCAGGAUGCGCACACUAAGGACACCGAGUUCCAACCAGGUGCAAAGAUUAAACCACCAGAAGGACCUCUGGAGAGCCAAUAUGCACCCAAGACUCUCAAAUUUUGGCUGAUCAUGGCGUGCAACUUUCUUUCUCUUUUCAUCGUGGCACUCGACCGAACAAUUUUGACAACAGCCAUUCCACGGAUCACCGAUGACUUCAACAGCCUGGGAGAUAUUGGCUGGUAUGGAUCCGCCUACAUGCUAACCAGCGCCACCUCCCAGCUGGCAUUUGGCCGCAUCUACAAAUUUUAUAACAUGAAGUGGGUCUUCUUGGCAUCGAUCAUUGUCUUUGAGAUUGGAUCGGCUGUCUGUGGUGCUGCUCCUACUUCAAAUGCCUUCAUUGCGGGCCGUGCUAUUGCCGGUUUUGCCUCGGCAGGGGUAUUCUCCGGUUGUAUGCUCAUUAUCAUCCCCAUGGUCCCGUUACACAAGCGGCCGAUGUUCCAAGCUUGCUUUGGAGCUGUUUUUGCCAUUGCUUCUGUGAUGGGUCCUCUUAUCGGUGGUGCUUUCACUAGUGGUGUUACUUGGAGAUGGUGCUUCUAUAUCAACCUCCCCAUCGGAGCUGUCACCUGGGUAUUCAUGCUCCUGGUCUGGCACCCCAAGAAAGUAGUCCACGAGCCUGCUCCCGUUACAACACACGUCAAGCGUCUCGACCCCCUGGGUACAUUAUUUUUGGUACCGGCUAUUGUGUGCCUGCUCUUAGCCUUCCAGUGGGGUGGGUCCACAUACUCCUGGAGCAAUGGGCGGAUUAUUGCCCUAUUCGUUCUCUUCGGAGUCUUGUUCAUGGCAUUUAUCGCAGUUCAGCUCCUUAUGCCCAAUACAGCUACGAUUCCUGCGAGAGUGAUUACUCAAAGAAGUAUUCUGUGCUCAGCUACGUUUACCUUCUGUGCAUCCUCAUCCAUGAUGAUGAUUAUCUACUACAUCCCAAUUUGGUUCCAAACGGUCAAGCUGGUCAACCCAAUUCAUUCAGGUAUUUACACCUUACCUUUUGUGCUUGCUCUCGUUGCUGCUAGCUUCGUCUCCGGUGCCGUCACCCAAAAGAUUGGGUACUAUGUUCCGACGAUGAUGCUCAGCCCAUGUGUAAUGGCCGUGGGAUUGGGCUUGAUGUCAACAUUCCAGCUAGACACCGGUUCUCCACACUGGAUUGGAUACCAAUUCUUGUCCGGAUUUGGCUUGGGGCUUGGCAUGCAAACUUCUGGUCUGGUCGUUCAGAGAAUCCUCCCGAUGACAGACGUGUCCACCGGAAUCGCUAUCAUGUUCUUCGUUCAGCAACUUGGUGGUUGCAUCUUCACAACUGUCGGUCAGGCUAUUCUGAGCAAUAUGCUUGUCUCCGAGCUCACUGGCAUCCCGGGCAUUAACCCAAGUAUGAUUGUCAAUCAAGGCGCUACGAAGUUGGUAUCUAUUGUCACGUCGGGAGAUAUCGUCAUUGUUCAACGGGCAUAUAACAAGGCUUGCACAAGAAUCUUCCUUGCUUCCUUGGGCUUGGUAUUUGGUGCCCUCAUCAGUAGUCUCGGGGUGGAGUGGAAGAACAUCAAGAAAGGAAAGAACGGCCAAGAUGCACCAACGGGACCUGGUGCUAAUGACUCUGGUGAGUCCAAAGACAAUGAGCACAAUGUUUCGGAGGAUAAGAAGAAUGGAUCCGAAAAGACAGAGCAAAAGAGUCCCUAG